Molecule: messenger RNA, 582 nt
Organism: Glycine soja
Lineage: Eukaryota; Viridiplantae; Streptophyta; Magnoliopsida; Fabales; Fabaceae
Exons: 2
Coding region: 1-582 (193 amino acids)
Source: RefSeq, a predicted model, not a curated record
AUGCACAUUUUCUACAAAUUCUACAAUCUUCUUCUUUCACUCACCUGCAAAAUGCAUCCAAACUUUGACUUUGAUAGACUUUGGAAACAAAUUGUUGAUGAAAUACUUGAAGAUAACAUUGAAGAAGAAAUCAUGAGGUACUUACGUGAAAUGCUACUACAAGCAGAGAACAACAAUCAACCUAAACGAAGAAGAAUCAUAAAUCGCAAUCGUGAAGACAGACAUAGUCGCUUGUUGAAUGAUUCCUUCUAUGCUAUCAGUAAUCAUGAUUCAUAUUUUCGAAUGAGAUUUGAUGUAGUUGGUAGAAUGGGUCUUUCACCAUUGCAUAUUCGUAUAUUGGCAUAUGGAUCACCUGUUGAUAGUGUGAAUGAGAACGUUAGAAUUACCGAAUGCACUACAAUUCAAUGCUUAGAAGCUUUUGUAAAGGGUGUUAACGAGAUAUUUGGGGAUAAGUACUUGAGAAGGCCUAACAACAAUGACAUCAAUUGCCUGCUACAAAUUGGAGAGGCACAGGGGUUUCCAGGUUUGUUGGGUUCUAUUGAUUGCAUGCAUUGGGAAUGGAAAAAUUGUCCAGUUGCAUGA